UAUUUUGUUUAUAGAGUAUGAACGUACUGAAAUUUACACUCGCAAUUCUUGCAAUCGCUGGAUGCUGGCGACCGUUCUCAUGGACGUCGCUCAUCAAACAUAUAUUAUAUAAUGCGUAUACAUUGUUAGUAAUUAGCCUAAUGUACAGUUUCACAUUCACACAGUUUAUGGAUGCUGUUCUGAAUGUCAACAAUCCGGAUGAUUUUACUAACAUCGUAUACACGAUGUUAACCAUGUUUGCUGCAUGCUAUAAAAUACUCAAUCUGUGGGUAAAUCACGAGAGUUUCGCGGAGUUAAUUCAGAAUCUCACGGAAGGAACCUUUAAGCCAUUAGUUCCUGUAGAAAUUGAAAUUCGCCGAAAAUUCGACAAAAUAAUACAGAAUAACGCAAUAUGUUAUGCUACUUUGAUUAUGGUCACCUGUGCAGGCCAUGUCUUGGUAUCGUUACUGACAAAUUUCAGAAAGAGGCAGUUACCAUUCAAAGGAUGGAUACCAUAUGAUUACUCGACGUUUGUGAUAUUUUGUCUUACAUAUGUUCAUCAAUACGUAGGUGUGAUAUCUGCUUCCCUUGUUAACGUUGCUUGUGACAGUCUCAUUGUUGGUCUGCUACUGCACCUUUGUUGUCAAGUUACGAUUUUACAAUAUCGUUUGAAAGGUAUCACAAAUGGCCAGAACACUGUGGGUGACUGUGUACGCCAACAUCAUCACAUAAUCGAAUACGCAUACGUGACUAACGCGAGAUUCACGAAAAUAAUCGGGUUUCAAUUCAUAGCAAGUACAUUCGUAGUAUGCUCGAAUUUGUACCAACUAUCUAGAAUUACAUUAAACGCAAAUUUCAUUGCGUUAUUUGCAUAUACAUUUUGCGUACUUGUACAAAUUUUUAUCUACUGUUGGUUUGGAAAUAAACUCAAACUAAUGAGUCUUCAAUUGGUUGAUAAUAUUUUUGAAAUAGAAUGGAUAGCGUUGGAUAAUAAAACUAAAAGAAGCCUUUUAAUAAUAAUGAAUCGCGCGAUGAGACCGAUUGAAUUUAUCAGUGCACAUGUUUUAAACAUGAACCUAGAUUCUUUUGUAGCGUUACUUAAAACAUCGUAUUCUGCUUACAAUUUGUUAUCAAAAAUACAAGACGACGAUACUGGGAGAAUAAAACUUAAUUACAUCCAAAUGUGGAAAAUAGAUCGAGUAAUAUUUCGAGAAAUGCAAGUAAUGCAAUUUCCAUUGAAAAUCCUCACAGUAGCGGGAUGUCGGCCACCAAUCUCCUGGUCCUCACUAUGCAAACGGACAGUGUACAAUGCGUACACAGUUCUCAUGUGUUUACUAUUACUUACCUUCUUGUUACCACAACUUAUGGAUAUUAUCCUGAACGUUAAGAAUCCCGACGAUUUCACGGAUACUUUUUAUAUCAUGCUGGCCAUGGUUAUUGCUGUCUGCAAGAUGCUCAAUUUAUUAUUAAAUCGCAAGAUUAUUAAGAUGUUAACCGACACGUUGGUUGAGAAACCAUUUGGACCCUUGGAACAAGAUGAAAUCGAGAUUCGACAAAAGUAUAAUAAUAUAGUACGGACCUAUUCCAUAGUCUACACGAUUUUGAUUGAGAUGACAUGCGGUUGCAUGAAUUUAGCAUCUUUAUUUACGGACUUCCGGAAAGGAAAUUUAGCAUAUCGUGAAUGGAUACCUUUUGAGUUCUCUGAUACCGUUUAUUAUUUCACGUACUUUCGCCAGUUAAUAAGCCUGACGGUCGCAUCCAUCGUGAAUGUUGCUUGUGAUAUAACGAUUUGUGGAUUCCUGAUGCAUAUUUAUUGCCAGAUCGAGAUCUUAGAGUGCCGUGUGAAGAGAACCUUGCAUGAUCAAGGCGAUUUGGGUGAAUGUGUACGCCAGCACAAUCGUAUCUAUAAAUUCGCACGUAUAGUGAAUGAAAAGUUCAAAUUUAUAAUUGCCGUUCAAUUUAUAGCGAGUAUGCUAGUGGUAUGUUCUGGUCUUUAUCGAUUAGCGAAAACCACAAUGAGCAUGAAAUAUAUUCCACUGAUAAUGUAUACAGUCUGUAUGUGUAUGCAAAUUUUUAUCUAUUGUUGGUACGGAAAUGAAGUGAAAUUAAAGAGCAUUCAAUUUUCCGAUGAAAUUUUUGGAAUGGAUUGGGUAGCAGCGGACAAGAAAGUAAGAGACAAUCUUAUAAUAAUUAUGAAUCGCUGUCUGAUACCCAUCGAAUUUUCUAGUGCAUAUAUUCUCACAGUGAAUCUAGAUUCUUUUGUGAAGUUGCUUAAAAUGUCGUAUUCAGUAUUCAAUAUACUUAAACAAACGAAAGAAGAAUAGUGAUGACAAUGCUAUUAAAGAAAGAAGACUAAAUAAUAUUUAAAAUAUAUACAGUGUAUAUGUUUUAAGAAACAUUAGACAACAGUUUGAAAAUAUGGUAAUCGUAGGUUCUUUCUCAGAAUUGCAUAUCAUAUAUAAUACAUUACAUAUAUAAAUAAAGAUAGUAUUAUUUAUCUG
Vollenhovia emeryi is the source of this 2480-nucleotide messenger RNA. RefSeq lists its product as uncharacterized. The record is from RefSeq and is a predicted model, not a curated record. Lineage: Eukaryota; Metazoa; Arthropoda; Insecta; Hymenoptera; Formicidae. The transcript is spliced from 11 exons. Gene Ontology annotation, biological process: detection of chemical stimulus involved in sensory perception of smell; sensory perception of smell. Gene Ontology annotation, cellular component: plasma membrane. Gene Ontology annotation, molecular function: odorant binding; olfactory receptor activity. Bases 18 to 2303 code for a protein of 761 amino acids.